Moneuplotes crassus is the source of this 2570-nucleotide messenger RNA. The record is from the annotation of a GenBank genome assembly. Lineage: Eukaryota; Ciliophora; Spirotrichea; Euplotida; Euplotidae.
UCUAAUUUACAAAUGGAGCAUAAGACUUGUGUUCGACCUAAGAAAAGAACCCCUGAAGAGAAGGAACUAAUGAAAGUGUUUUCCCGACCACCCCACGAGAGAUCACUUGAAUGAAUCACAAAAUGCAUCCCUAUUUUAAAGAAGAUUAAAUUUUUCUCUCAAAGAGAGAUUGACGAUGAAGAGUACAUGGAAAUCAUUAAGUGAAUGGAAAUCAGUUACUAUCCAAAAGGAAAUAUAAUGUAUGAAGAAGGAUCUUUUGGCAGGGAGUUUCACCUAAUUAUUAUGGGAAAAGUCACCGUUUGUAUUAAGGACCCAUCAAAAUGCGGUGUAGGAGGCGGACUUCGCAAGUUCAGAGCUCCAAAUCAGAAAUGAUUUGAGAGAGCCAAUAAAACUCUGAAGGACACCUAUGAAUUUAUGAAGAUGAAAGCUGGGGACUCUUUUGGUGAGUCUGCCUUGGUAAAUGAUAAACCACUUCAAGAAUCCGUGUUGUGUUCGACUGAUUGCCAUAUUGCUAUCUUGAAGAAAGAAAAAUAUGAGGCUAUCCUGAAAAAGAUUGAGAUGAAGACCAGAGACGGUUGGAUAAGCUUCUUCAGAACUCAUCCUAUUUUCGGAGAUCUGACUCUCGUCUCACUAGAGAAGCUCUUUUGCCUUGUAGAAUUGAAAUUUUUCACUAGGAACCAGCCCAUUUUCAAAGAAGGAGACGAAGUAAAAGGAUUUUAUUUGAUCUAUCGUGGUGAGGCUUCUCUUACUAAGAAAGUAACUAAAUAAAAUUCAUAAGAAAAUAAAUGUGAGUAAAUACUAUAAAACAUCAUCAAACAUAUUGGAAAAAAAAGUUCAAGGAAACUUCCAAUCCUUCCUUCGAUCAACCAUGAUAGAUGCUAAUAAGGUUCAGACUCUGUCAAAAGAUCAUGAAUUAAGAAUCAUGGGAGAAGGUCAACUUCUUGGCAUCGAAGAUGCUCUUUUGAAGAGAUCGAAAAAUACUUCAAAUUAUUUUGGACAGUCUUGAUUCGCAAAAUCUGCGAUCACCAGUUUGUUCUACUUUGAUAAAGCAAAAUGUUGGGAGAAGUUACAAUAUCUCGGAGUCAUGGAUAACCUUACAAAUAUGGCUAGGAAAGAUUACAAGAGGCUUCAAAAAUUUACCAAGCAGUCCGUGCAAGCCAGCAAAAAGUUAAUAAAUGAAGCAUACUCAAAAUCAAAUGAGAAGCCAGCUAUCACAUAUAAAAGUGUAACAAGGGAGGAGGGAGAAUAUCCAAAGACUAUUACGAAUUGGCUAGAUCAGAGAUGCUCCACUAACAAUUACUCAGGAAGAAAUUAUGACAAAAAGACGCCCAUAUAAUAAAGUCAGAUUCAAACUUUGACUGAGUUAAGAGUGUUCCACUAAACCGGCAAAAUACGAGACAGCCAAAUGUAGAAGCAAACUAUCUCAGCUCAAGGAAGGUCGCAAGAAGACUUUUUUCUGAAAAUAUUCAUAAAAAUUAUGACCUAGAAACGGUGAGAAGCAUGAAAAUGGAUUUCGAAAGAUCCAAUAUUAGAAGAAAUUUUAAUCCUUCGAUGACAAGCAAAGACAUUACAUGGUUGCAGAAGUCUGGUUUUAACUCUCCAGCUACAAGGGGGGAACCUAAUAUUAAGAGUCUUAGGAUAAAUCAACUGAAGAAAAUUUGAAGAUCAAAGUGCAAAAAUCUGAAAAAUUCUUCAAGAGAUGUCCUCCUAAACUCCUGAAUUAAGGAGAUCUCUAAGGUCAUCGAAACAAACCCUGAGAGUUAUAGACAAGAAACUAUGAGUGAUAAGGAAGUACCUGGUAUAUGUAUGAGAAAGAUAUCUCCAAAAUCUUCUUUCCAGAACCCGCUAAUAAUACCAGAAAAUAAGAGGAAAAUUAUAUCCAAGAACACCAUUUUGUCUCCUGGCUUUAAAACCCAGAAGAGUCUUUUUGCACAGCUGGAGAAAACUUCGGUAUCUAGCGAAUCUGUUUCCAAUGAGAGGACUCCAGCUAUAGAAAGAUCUAUUCAUAAGAAAUAUUUUCAGAAAAAGGCGACUGAUAUCGGACUGGAAACAAUUGAUGCCAAAUCUCCGCCAAGAGAGAUGACCGCACAGCUAAUAAAAAGUACUUAUAAGUCUCAGGCUCAGAAAGCUAAGUGCAAGCCGACUGUUAAGGUAGUUCAGAAAGUAUCGAAGAAUCUUAAUUCUCUAUGAAUGCCUAGGAACAAAAAUAUUGUGUAUGUGAAUAAUGUAUCCCAAAAAGUUAGGGUCAAACACAUGCAUGCCAAUAGGAGGCUUCCUAUUUCUCCAAGGAGUCUUAAUUUAUCAGGAAGAAAAGGAUGAACUUUUAAAAUUGUGCGUAAGGAAAGAGGCAGAAAUCCUUCCAAACUAAGAAAUUCUCCUGCUUUCAAGAGCAUAAGUCCAAAUGGAGAGAGAAAAAUGAAUUUAGGCUUCAGAUCACCUCAAUUCAAGAUAACGUCUCCCUUAUUUAUAAGCCGUUAACUUUAUUCUUUAUGAAGAGCUUAGGUCCAGCAAUUGGAUGAAAUUGUUCUUCUCUAUAACUUACUUAAUGUAAUAACCCUUUUAAUAAUUUU